AUGGAUGCUCUGACCCCCACCUCCUCCGGGGAACGUGACCGGGCAGCGCCGCUGUCGUAUCAGCAUACCUGGAUCAAGUGAGUAGGCUCCCCCUCCGUGGGUCUCAUGCUUGCUUGCUUUGGUCUUGAUUCUCUUCUCCCCUGCGCUUCUUCCAGGCAGCAAGAUCUGCUACGGGAGAGAGUGAUUGUCGGGGACGAUUUCUGCUGGGCCUCGGGGGAUGGCGAAGGCGGCGUAGGUAGUUCCCUGCGUUACGUAGGAGGGGUGGACGUGAGCUUCGCCAAAGACGACCCUUCUAUCGCAUGUGGUGCACUCGUGGUCGUCGACCUUCAGCAGCGGACGCAAUGCGGAGAAAGCGAGAGCGCACCUGGAGUCAUCCACGAGGUCUACGACGUCGCCCGGCUAACGGUUCCCUAUGUCCCUGGCUUCCUCGCCUUUAGAGAGGUUUCUCCCCACCCCUCCUUCCCCCCUUCAUCCCGCUCUUCUCCAUUCAGACAUCCUUCCCUCACGACUCAGUCACGAGGAGCUCAGUUUUCUGGUUUUUUUUUUGUUUUUUGAGAUAAUUAUCAGAAUGAUUAGUCCCAAUGAUCGAGAAGAUAUGAUGAGUCCCUUUCCUUAACUUUAUCGCAUAAUAUCUGAAAUCUCAAAGGUAAUUCUGAUGAGUAGUCCCUGCGAUUUGCGGUUUUAGGCGCCGAUCCUUCUGAGGUUGUUGGAGAAGAUGAAACACGAUGCUCCUUCUCUCUAUCCUCAGGUAAGCUCUGGACAUCCCCUCGGCUAUUCCUGGUCAAUAUUUCUUUUCAUAUGCCGAGAGAGAGAGAGAGAGAGAGAGAGAGAGAGAGAGAGAGAUUGAUCCACAACCAACAAGGUUCGUUUAACUCAUUUUGGCGAUUGUGAUUUGGGUCACAAUGCAUCUCUUUCGGAGGGUGGUAACAUCUGUCAAAGAGAUAUCCCUCGUCCUUUCCUGCGAUUCUAAGUUAGCUCAUCUGUGUCUUCUGUGCUUUGCUCGACAUACGUCAUAAAUUCAUAGUCGGCAGCCAUUCCCUAGAAAUGAGUGUUUUUUUCUUCUUAUGGUCUUUUUAUAAUUCAGACUAAAAUCUUUGUGCCAGUCCUCGUGUUUAUGUGCCCUUAAUUGGCGCACCGUGUGCCACCAUCUCAUCUGGGGAGUUUACUCCAGCACUUUUGGCUUAUUCCAGGAAAUAUGCUCUUGCUGGCUCUUUCAGAUUUCAUACAACAUGUUUUUGUCACGACAAAUAUUUCAUGUUUCACUCUAAUCUGUUCAUGAUGUUCAUUUUGCUCGAGCUUUCUCUGGAUUUGGGUGAUCAUUCUGAUCUCGAAAUCUGAGAUCUCUUACUGUCUGCAGGUCCUGAUGGUCGAUGGCAAUGGAGUUCUACAUCCUAGAGGCAAGUUUUUCAGCAUAGUUGUGUGUUUUUUCGCCCACUUGCAGGUUAGUCAACUAAUCAUCCUUUCAUGACGUUCUAGGAUGAGAUUCUAUUGCAGAUAUGAUCAUCGCACCUCGUAGUUAGCUGCAAAUUAUAUCUUUAUUAUUCUUUAUACUUUUUAAUGAAGAUAACAUGUCUCUCUCUCCCGUCAUGCACUGUAACGAUCGCCUCAUAAAAUUUUACCAUGCUUCUGACUGCUCUGUCUGAGCUUGUGGCACGGGUUAAAUGCUCUCUUUCUCUCUCCUCUCCCCCUCCUCCCUCAAUUUGGCCUGAGGACAAUUUUAACCCGAGGAUCCCCAAAAGAUACGAUUAUUUCUCUGCUGACCAUAACCAUUUUUGUGGCAUCACUCAAAUCUCUGUAGCUUUUAAUUCCCAUUUUGCCAAUUAUUUCCGAGGUCUAAGGUUCUACCUGUGAGAGCAAUAUCAAGGUCUUACCGAAUCUGCUUAGGAGCAGUAGUGGUUAAACUUUGCAGCACUGUCUUUAGUAAUCGCUAGUAUGUAAAUGGCCCUGAGUGAUAUUGAUGCCGGAAAAUCUGUCUAGCACUAGAAUGUUGGAAGCUAUGCACGAAUAUAUGAACGGAGGAAAUAAUGCAUGUUGUAUAUUUUUCUUCCUAAUCCAGUGGGGAAGUCAAGCAGGCUUGUAGAUUAACUUUCUCUGAGUAGACAACUUUAUGAUAUUAAACCCAUCUAAAUGGUUCAUUUCUUCGUCUUAGUUCCUGGUGGCGUGGAUGAGCAGACUUGUACAUUGACCGGUUCAUGUUCAUUUCUGUGUGUUGCUUGUUCGGUUCAAUGAGCAUUUAGCUUUCUUGAUUAGAUAUAAUCUGACAUAAUAUUCUCCUGAAAGGGAGAAAAAGCGAGAUACAAGAAAAGAUCUGGGAUAUCAAUCUAAAUCUGUUGAAUGCAAUUUUUCCAAGUUUUUUAAUGCUACUUAAUAAUAAAAGAACUCCUGCCCUUUGAAGAUGCUCAUUUUUAUCCGCCACCUUGUCUUAUUUGACGAGUCGUGUAUUCCGGCGUGACUCAUUCUUUGUUCCGCAGCGUUGACUUCAUGGAAUGCUCAAACUUUUAUCUGUUAUGCAGGGUUUGGUUUAGCUUGUCAUCUUGGGGUUCUGGCAAAUCUUCCUACAAUUGGUAUUGGAAAGAAUGUAAGUUAGCCCGACAAUUUAUCUACAAAUGUGUUUAGUUCCUUCCGGAUUUACGACCCCUUUGAGGGCUUUUCGGCAGUGCUUAUAGUCGUUUCUUAUCAAAAUUCGUAAAUGCUUAUUUUCAGAUAAAAUAAGCCGAGAAAAGUCAUGAAUUAUGGUCUUCAGAUUCUGAAAGGACUACUGAUUCUUAUCUCAUUAGAAUAAUCAUCAUCCUAACAUGCCGAGUAGAAGAAGAGAGAAAUUGCAUAAAAUCUUUUAGGAGUAAUGCUUCUUCUUUUCUUUUUCUUUUUUUUUUUUUUGUCAUUCGAAUGGACUCAUUGUGAAUCUGUUAGAUUGUUUCCAUGCAAUUAAUUGUGUUUUAUUGAGUCGCUAUAGAUCUAGUUUGCAUCAAACUGAUUGGACCUCGCAUACAUUUUUCAUUUCAUUUUUUAUUUUUUUUGUGUGUACUGAUUUGUAAUAUGUACGAUUUUAUUUUUUUUAGUUGCAUCAUGUAGAUGGCCUUACACUAUCUAGAGUCAGGAAGCUCCUACAAGAUCCGGCAAACAUAUCCAAAGACUUGGUUACUUUAAUGGGAGACUCGGGAAGAAUCUGGGGUGCGGUAAGAGAAAUCACGCUGUCUUCUUUUUAAACUGUAGUUGAGGCCUGCCAGCUUGUCUAGUUUAUUUACCUCUUUGGGCAUUUUCAUGCUUCCAGAUUAAUUCAAACUUCUGCUAUGCCCUUCAGGGAAUAAAACCUCCCUCCCCUUUCAUUGCCUCCCAGUGGUUGAAUGGUAUUCUUCUGACAAGAUAAUGCUUCCUCACUCACUGCGAACCAAAUUAGUGUUGAGGAUUAUCUGGUUCACCUUCCCCAGAGUUUUUUAUUUUCUGCUCGAGAACGGAAUAAUCAGUGCCUUUUAAUCAUUCAUAGAAACCUGUUUGGUUUCAAGCUCUUUAGAAAAGUGCACUCAUUAACAAUGCCGGCCUAAGACCACACCGCAUCUGCAGGCAAUGCGGUCAAGUUCCGGUUCCUCAAAGCCCAUAUUUGUAUCAGUUGGUCAUCGAUUAUCUCUCGAAUCGUGCAUUAGCAUAGUCAGAAUGUGCUGUAAGCACCGAGUACCGGAGCCUAUCCGCCAGGUGAGCUCUACUUAUUUUCUCUUUAUUAUGUUGCCUCUCGACAUCUGAGCAAUGUGUGUCCGCGCACUUUCCUCUGACCAAGGCAAGGUCUUGGGCAUUGCUAUCCUUACAGUUAAAAUCCUUGGAUGCUGAAAGCUACCCUUCCGGGAAACCAGACUGUUCUGCUAAGCUUGUGGCAGUACCACUCUGUUGAUUGCUAUCACUGUCCAGACUGUUUGUAAACUAAGCUUGUGGCUGUUCUCCCAGCUUACUUCCCUUUUUUCCGUUUUUCGAUUUUCCCUUCAUAGCAAAUAAUUUAAAUGGCAGCGAGGAUGUCGACCUCAGAAAGUGAAAUUAAUCUACAUUCAAAUCUCCGAGCUAGUAAAUGAAUCAAAAAAAAAAAAAAAAAAACUUUGCCCCAAUAACCGAGAGGCACAGAUUUGUGAGCACUCUGGGGAGCACCCCAGUUGUUAUUUUUUACUCAAUUCUCAAAGCUUGAGAGUUCUUGGAAUCAAGUUAUUGCAAAUUAAGGUGUUGAUUGUGAUCUGCUUAUCAUGGUUGACGCAUGGUUUUCAUUGAAAGAAAUGCAGGCUGAUAUAAGAUCACGGCGGCACCUCCUAAAUACGCAAGGGACCACCCCAGAGUGA
Molecule: messenger RNA, 4316 nt
Organism: Spirodela intermedia
Lineage: Eukaryota; Viridiplantae; Streptophyta; Magnoliopsida; Alismatales; Araceae
Source: the annotation of a GenBank genome assembly